ACAAACUACACCAAAAUGGCGACGGUGUUUUUCGGUUGUUGUUCUCCGAAAGAUCCAAACCGCCGAAAACCCUACAUCCGCAGUCAACAAAUUGACAAACAACUUUCUAAAGAUAGAAGCAAGUUGCGCCGGACGAUAAAAUUACUUCUGCUGGGAUCUGGCGAGAGUGGCAAAAGUACGUUCAUCAAACAGAUGAGAAUUAUCAACGGCAAAGAAUUCCAACCCGACGAAUUAAAAGUCUACAAAACGACCAUCUACGAAAACAUCGUGAAGGGUAUGAAGGUCCUGAUUGACGCCAGGGCGAAACUGCAACUAACUUUCCAACAGCCGGCCAGUCACACUCAUGCACAGUUCGUGUUCAGUUAUGACAACAAUAUCAAACUGGAGGAACCUGUCUUCACUCAGUAUGUCACAUCCCUAAUUGAACUCUGGGAGGAUGGUGGUAUUCAAGAGGCAUUCAGUCGCAGGAAGGAGUUCCAUCUUGGAGACUCAUUAAAAUACUUCAUGGAAAAUAUAGAACGAAUCAGCUCAAUGAGCUAUGUGCCAUCCAACCAGGACAUCCUACAUGCUCGAAAACCCACGAAAAGCAUAUCCGAGUACGAGUUCAUCAUCAAAGGCAUCCCAUUUCUAUUCGUCGAUGUCGGGGGCCAACGUUCACAGCGACCCAAAUGGUACCAAUGUUUUGAAGCAGUGACGUGCAUUCUCUUCCUCGCCUCAUCCAGUGAAUACGAUCAAACACUCCUUGAAGAUCGACGAGCAAAUCGGUUGGUUGAGUCGUGCGACAUUUUUGACGCCAUCGUCAACAACAAGACAUUCGCUAACGUCAGCAUCAUCCUCUUCUUAAAUAAAACUGAUCUACUGAAGGAGAAAAUUCUUACAUCAGAUAUUCGACAGUACUUUCCCGAACAGUUCCCGAGUUCGUCUGACAGCAAGUGCCUGGAAGAUGUACAAAAGUUUGAAGUACAGCUGUUUGACGCUCGCUGGAAAGAUCGAACCCUGCCACUCUUCCACCACUUCACAACCGCCGUCGACACUGAGAACAUCAAGUUCGUCUUCUCCGCCACCAGGGAGACCAUCCUACAAAAUAAUAUCAAGACAUUGAUGCUUCAGUGAUAUGCCUGUGUGUGCUUGUGUGUGUGUGUGUGCCUGUGUGUGUGCGUGUUUAUUUGUGUGUGUGUAUGUGUGUGUGUGUGCGUGUCUGUGUGUGUGUGUGUGUGGAUGCGCUUCUGUGUGGCAGCUUCAAUUGUUUAACUCGUUUUUGUUGCUAGUUUAUUAGUUGUAAAUUUCAUAUUUUAUCACAACAAUUACGUUUUUUUCCUUCAUUUUUUGUCUUGUUUUGUUUGUUAUAAAUUUCAAAUUUGUGAACUGUAAUUUAAAUGUAUACAGUUUUAACUUGUCUAAUCAUUUAAUUAAUUGAUUACUUAAACCAUUAAUUAACUAAUUAAUUAAAUUAAUUAAUUGCUUUUUUGUUUAUUUUUCUUUUUGUGUUUUAUUUUGUUACUCAAUUAUAAAAAAGUUGAUUUUCAUUUAUAUGUACACCUGGCUAUUUUAUAUAGUUUAUUGAAUAUAUAUAUAUUAUAUGUAUAUGUGCGUGUGUAUGUAUGUGUGAGUAUAUUUUUACAUUUACUUUUUUUAUUCCUGUUUUGAAGUUAAUUUGAAAUGUUAACAGUGUUGAAAAUAUUUACUGAAUGUUUAAUAAUAAUGCUGAUAGUAUUAUUAUUAUUGUCAUUAUUAUUAUUGUUAUUAUUAUUGUCAUUAACUUUAAUUAAUUACUUAUUUGAUUAUUUAAUUAUAUUGAAUUCUAGUAAGAAUAUACAGAUAGACUUAUUUAUUAUUAUUGUUAUUUAUCCAUAAUAUUCAAUCAAAUUGUCAAAAAUUAUUUCAUUACACUUUAUUUAAAUGUAUCAUAUUUUAUUGUAAUUGAAUUGUAUUGUGUAAUUGAAUUUCAAUGUGUUGUAUUGUAUUGUAUUGUAUUGUAUUGUAUCGUAUCAAAUUGUAUUAAUUCGUUUUGUUUUUUAAGAAUAGUAUUAUUUUUUUUAUAUAUUUUUUUUAAUUAUUCAUAAUGGUUAUUAUGACCAAAUGUGAAAAUUCAUGAUGAGAUUGGAUCUAUAAUGGUGACUGUAAUGUUGGGACUGGUUAUGGUGAGGCUUAUGUUAAUUAUCAUGAUGAAGAUUACUCUGAUGUGUAUGUGUGUUUGUUUGUUGAAUUGUCUAUAAGUUUAAUGCUUGUUUUCUUCAGUGUGUUGGAGUCAGAUAAAAAAUAUCCGACUCAAGCCCUUCGAAAUAAUCCGAUUCGGAUUGCGAAUUUCAGAAAAUUUUAAACUUUUUACAUCAUAAUUUCAUCUUAUUAUCACUACUAAUUAAAAAAUACUUUAAAAG
Helobdella robusta is the source of this 2378-nucleotide messenger RNA. RefSeq lists its product as hypothetical. Gene Ontology annotation, biological process: Rho protein signal transduction; adenylate cyclase-modulating G protein-coupled receptor signaling pathway. The transcript has 6 exons. Lineage: Eukaryota; Metazoa; Annelida; Clitellata; Rhynchobdellida; Glossiphoniidae. The record is from RefSeq and is a predicted model, not a curated record. Gene Ontology annotation, cellular component: heterotrimeric G-protein complex; brush border membrane. The coding region runs from base 16 to 1113 and encodes 365 amino acids. Gene Ontology annotation, molecular function: D5 dopamine receptor binding; guanyl nucleotide binding; GTPase activity.